AUAACACACGUGCGGUUAGAAAUGUCAAAUAUUUUGUAAAUUUGGUAGAAAACAGACGAUUUUCGUAGAAAUUUAAGGCAUUUCUAUUUUAAAUGAUUUAAAAAAUAUACCAAAAUGGAUAUCGUGAAGGAAGUGUUAGAAAAACAACAACGAACAUUAGAAAAAUACAAACCAAUUACUGUAGAUAAACAUUUGGAAGUCCGGCUAGAUGUUGGUUCUUUGAUGUGCACUGACCCAAACGAUUUAGAUGAAAAAGGUCUAAGAAGUAACCGGGAGCAGUAUUUGCUUGAUCUUACUCGUGACAAUACACAAUUGCUAAUUAAUGCAAUAUGGGAGGUGCCGGCUGAGCGUGUAGACGAAUGCAUCGUGGCGAAGCUGCCGGCGCCAGCAACUGUCUUGCCUCGCCUGCGUAAGGUACCUGGACCUAAGCCCUUGACAAAAUGGGAAAAGUUCGCAAAAGAAAAAGGCAUUAAAAAGAAAAAGACGGACAAGAAAAAAUACGAUGAAGUACUCGAUAAAUGGGUACCAACGUAUGGAUUCAAACGUGCAGAUGCUGAAAAAGAAAAGGAAUGGGUAUUGGAAGUACCUAAAAAUGUUGAUCCAAAUGAAGAUAUGUUUCAGAAGAAAAUCGACCUGCGUAAUGAAAAAGUGGCUAAGAAUGAGAUACAACGCAUGAAAAACAUUGUUCGAGCAAGAAAGGUAGAGGUUCCUCGUGGAGGUUACUUCGGCCCAGAGGUAGCCUCCUCAGGGCAGUUGCUGACUGCAGUCACUGUAGCUAAGUCAUCCACAGCCUCCGUAGGAAAAUUCCAAGAUAAAUUGCCAAAGGAAAAACAAGCGCGUGGUAUCGGUGUGAAAGAACUGAUACCUGGAUCGAAACGUAAAGCUUCACAUAUUAGUGCCCAGCCUGAAAAGGAGGUUAAUCUGGAUUUGAUCAAGAGUGUGCUUAACAAGAAACCAAAAUAUGACAUUGAAAAGGCUAUUUCACUACAAAAGAACGAAAAUAAAUUAGAGAGAGAAGCUAAUCCAACUGAUGCCGGAAAAAAAGUAAAGAAAGGAAAAGGAGGCAAAAAAGGAAAAGGUAAUGGUAAAACUGGCAAGAAACCUAAAGGCGGGCGUGGACAGCGCGCGCCUGGAAAAAAGAUUGCUGUGGGUAGGAAGAGGCGUUGAAAAAUUUUGUACAUACCCUAAACAAUUUUAUGUUUAAGUAAAUAUAAGAUAAUAUAAAAACAACAUAACAGUAAUAAUAA
This is a messenger RNA of Rhagoletis pomonella (apple maggot), 1247 nucleotides long. Its product is annotated as ribosome biogenesis regulatory protein homolog. Gene Ontology annotation, biological process: endonucleolytic cleavage in ITS1 to separate SSU-rRNA from 5.8S rRNA and LSU-rRNA from tricistronic rRNA transcript (SSU-rRNA, 5.8S rRNA, LSU-rRNA); ribosomal large subunit biogenesis; ribosome biogenesis. The record is from RefSeq and is a predicted model, not a curated record. NCBI's taxonomy places the organism in Eukaryota, Metazoa, Arthropoda, Insecta, Diptera, Tephritidae. Gene Ontology annotation, molecular function: protein binding. Bases 115 to 1167 code for a protein of 350 amino acids. Gene Ontology annotation, cellular component: preribosome, large subunit precursor; nucleolus; nucleus. The transcript has 4 exons.